GCUUUUGUUUGUCUACGUUGCCGACAUUGGAGAGCGUGAUUGCAGUUUGUGGCGUGGUUACUUCAACUUUUGAUUUUUUCGUCAAAUUCAAGGAAAACUUCUUUCACUGACCGAGUCUCAAUCAGACUGAAUGCUGGCCUAGCCACAUCCAACAUGGCGGACGUGGAUAUCGACCUAUACGGAGACGUCGAGCAAGUCUUCUCACAGGAAGAUUUUGCUGAAGGUGACUUGUAUGACGCCGUUUUGACGAGCGGCAACAGUGACCGACCAGCAGAAAAACGAGGUGCUAGCGGCUCACCGAGUUCAACUCCAAAAGCAUCCGAGUCUCGCAAUGGAUCGCUUGGACCUUCAGGCCCUAAGAGAGGCAGUGGCAGUCAGUCCUCAAAAGGACGGCCAUCCUCAUCUGAAGAGCGUCCAACUUAUCAAUCAAGCCGGGGUGAUGCGGGCAGACGCUUCCAGCUCUAUGUUGGCAACCUGUCAUGGUGGACAACUGACGAGGACGUGGCCAGUGCCAUCAAAUCACUGGGUGUGAAUGACCUCGUCGAGAUCAAGUUCUUUGAGAACCGCAGCAAUGGUCAGAGCAAAGGGUUUUGUGGCGUCACUGUUGGCUCCGAGACCAGCAGCCGCAUCCUCAUGGAUAAGCUCGGCCGCAAGGAGCUCAAUGGCAUGUUGCCCAUGGUUGCUUAUCCCACCAAGCAAGCCCUUGCUCAGUUUGAGUCUCAGUGCAAGACUCGCGCAAGUCCCCAGCAGGGGCAGCAGCCGCCCCCACCAGGUCCUCCUCCAAGGAUGGGCCCUAAUGGCCCACCUGGUCAAGGCCCUAAUGGACCUCCUGGCCCAAAUGGGCACGGCGGGCCCCGAAUGCCUCCGCACAUGGGACGUCCCAUGCCUCAUCCAGGCAUGGAUGGAAGGCCUAAUGGCCCUCCUGGCCCACCUCAUGGCCAUCCUCAUGGACCACAUGGACCUCAGGGUCCGCCUCAUGGUCCUCCUCACGGUCCACCUCAUAACCAGCAACAUGGCCCCCCUCAUGGGCCACCCCAUGGCCCUCCUCAAGGCCACCCACAUGGACCACCACAGGGUCAUCCGCACGGGCCUCCUCAAGGCCAUCCACAUGGGCCGCCCCAAGGCCAUCCACACGGUCCUCAGGGCCACCAACAUGGCCCUCCUCAGGGCCACCCUCAUGGGAUGCCUCAUGGGUCCCCAGGCCCUCAUGGCCCUCCUGGCAACCAUCAUCCUGGCAUGGGUGGACCACCACGCAACAUGCCGCCCCAGCCCAUGCCUGACUCAUUCCCCCCAGGCCAACUUCGAGAUGGUCUUCCUCCUCCAGGACACCGAAACCCAUUACCUCAGCAACAAGGCGGCCCUCCACGGGGCCCACCUCCCAACAUGGGACCUCCCCCACACUCCCAUCCCGCCGUGCGUCACCCACCGCCACCCUCGGCGAUGGACCAGCGAGGUCCGCCUCCUCGCCCAGGAUAUGGUAUCCAAGCAGUGGUGACAGGCCCCACUGGCGUGCUAGUCUCGCAGCACUUAGCUGAGCUCCCCGCCCUGCAUCUCUUUACUGCUGGGGCUGCAGGUACCUUUUGUGUGACACUAGAUGUGUAUAAGAGACAGGUUGCUGACGCCUCUUCAGGCGAGUACGCGAGCGCCAUCGAGACGUUGGUGACGGCCAUCUCACUCAUACGCCAGUCCAAAGUGGCGCAGGAUGACAGGUGCAAGAUCCUUGUCAGCUCGCUCCAGGACACUCUUCGUGGCAUCGAGGCUAAGAGUUAUGGUGGUGGCAGCAGCAGCAGCAGCAAACGUCGCUCGCGCUCGCCCCGGCGGCGACACCGUUCACGGUCUCCUCGUGAACGCGACUACCGUUCGCGGAGCCACUCGCGCGACCGAGAGUACGAGAGCAGCCGCCACAGAGAGCGCGAGCCCCGAGAUCGCGACUACGACAGUCAUCGCUCGUACAGCAGGGAGCGCGAGUACGACAGGCACCGGGACAGGGACAGAGACCGCGAACGAGAGCGCGACAGGGACAGAGAGAGGUAUUACGAAGAGCGCUACCGUAGCGAGCGCAGUGCUCGCUCCGAGCGGUCUUUGGAAGAACGCCCCGCCUCGAGCCGUGAGCGUCCCCCUCCAGAAGAAGUGCGGCCCAGAGAAGACCCACGCGAGAGGGACCGAGAUCGUGAGCGGGAACGAGAGAGGGAGCGCGAGCGGGACAGAGAAAGGGAGAGAGACGUACGCACUCGAGAGGAAAGAGAAGCCUCUUCACAUCGCUCUUCACGGCACUGAAAGGGGACGCAAUCUGCUUUUCUUGUCAGCUUUUCUAUAUUUUUGUGUGUCUACGUCCACCUUCAUUAGAUGACGUUUUACUUGUGUUGUUGUAUGAAUUAUCAUUUUUUAUAGUAAUUUUUUGUAGCUUCCAUGUUGGCGUGAAUGCGUUGUGAUGUCAAAAUGUGCUAAUAAGAAAAUGAGAGCAGCAAAAUUAAGUUCCAUGGUCUAAUCAUCAAAAGUGAUAAUUUUGUACGUAUUACAGACAUGUCAAGUCGUCCCAAACAAACAAGUUGAAUUUAGACUUUACUAUUUUCUAGAGAUAAAUUGUCAACAUAUUAGGUACAAUAGUUACAAAAUAGUGCGCACUUAUGCCGAUUGUAAAUUUAUUGCCCUGUAAUUUUUUUUAUUAGCAGAGUGUGAACUUCCAUCUUUGCUGUCAAUAUAACCUAAUCUCUCAUAUUAGAAAUUAUUAUUACAUUAUUAGAAAUUCAUCCCUGAUUGAUACUCCAGGGAAAUUCGAGGCUUCAAGACAAAUGCCCGACGUGGUUGCGAUAUUAGAGGUAUACUAAUGAGAAUAACUCGUUCAGCUAUUAACUGCAAAUCAAGCUAUUUUAUAUGCGAGUAUAAGCAUAACAAUUGUUCUGCACUGAACGGCAACACAACAGUAGUGUAUUAAAUGACGUAUUAUAAUCUCUGCAUUGGUUUUCAUUUCAUAAUUGUCCAAUGUCCACAUUAUUCUUCCUGGACCUUAGGUCAUAAAGUAACCUGUUUCUGUAAGGAAAAAUCAACCUCACUUGGAGGCUAUUGACUAUAACUCCACCAUUAGCUGGAAGGCAUUUUUCAGGUGCUCAUCAGUCAGCUCUUCUUAGUAGAAAUCUGUCUUGUCAAAUAAGCUGUAAGUAUUGAAUUCGUAUAUAUUUAUAGCUUGGUCUGCUGUAGGGCGGUUUCGGAAAUGGCCCAUAAAUUCAGUUGCCUGGCAUCCUUUGUGCUUUUAGGAUUGUAAUUUACCAUACGUCGAAUACAAAUUUCAUGAACAAGCUCACAUGUACCCAUGUUUUCAUGUAAAAUGGACAGAAGUUUUGAGGUACUGCAGCUAACACAUGAACGUAAGUUGUUCGAUUAAUGAAAAGUGACGAAAUUCGCCUUGUAUCGUACCGCUGAAAGAGUCCACAGAAUGACUCGCGAAAUUGUUCAUUCAAUUACUUCUAGGUCAUGUAAAUACUCGAAUAUUUCUAGUAAAUCUUUAUGGUAA
Molecule: messenger RNA, 3511 nt
Organism: Hyalella azteca
Lineage: Eukaryota; Metazoa; Arthropoda; Malacostraca; Amphipoda; Hyalellidae
Gene: Cpsf6
Product: cleavage and polyadenylation specificity factor subunit 6
Exons: 12
Coding region: 154-2277 (707 amino acids)
Biological process (GO): mRNA alternative polyadenylation
Cellular component (GO): mRNA cleavage and polyadenylation specificity factor complex
Molecular function (GO): mRNA binding
Source: RefSeq, a predicted model, not a curated record